ACGAGAAAAAGACAACGGAUAUCACUUGAAGGUUUAAUACGGAUUAUGUUCAAUGGCUCGUCUAAUUCAUCAGUAUUCCUGCACAGGGUACGUUUUCAUAUUUCUCUUUCUUUCUGCCAUAAUGCACACGGUGUCCCCCGUGACCCAUUAUUCUGUUCCCGAAGAAAUGGAAGAAGGCUCAGUCGUUGCUAAUUUAGCAAUUGAUCUCGGAUUAGACGUGAAGACUCUGAAUAAUAGGAAAAUGCGCGUAGAUCUCGUAGGAAAUAAAAAGUAUAUCGACAUCAACAAAGACACAGGAGAGCUGUUCAUGCAGGAAAGGAUCGACAGAGAGCUUUUAUGCCCAUUAAAGACAACUACAACGUGCUUUCUCAGAUUAGACGCUACGAUUGAAAACCCGAUACGAAUGUUUAACAUUGAGGUGGAAAUCACGGACAUUAACGACAACGCUCCUCAUUUCCGACGGGGAACGAUGCAUUUGGACAUAUCUGAAUCAAGCCCUGUUGGAGAGAGAUUCUCAUUGAACAAUGCUGCAGAUCCGGAUGUUGGAACAAAUUCUGUGAACAAUUACCAUCUGAGCUCAAGUGAACAUUUCUCAAUCGAAAUUCAGACCGGGAGAGACGGGACAAAGUUUGCGGAUUUGAUUUUGAAAAAAGCAUUAGAUAGAGAGCAGCAGGCUGUGCAUAAUCUUAUUCUCACUGCUGUGGACGGUGGAGUGCCCACGCGCACAGGUACAGCCAGCAUCAUUGUUCGCGUGCUUGAUGUGAACGACAACGCCCCGUCAUUUGAUAAAGACAAAUACAUCAUAGAUGUGAUGGAGAAUUCCCCCAUUGGCAGUCUAGUAAUACAAUUAAACGCUACUGAUUUAGACGAAGGGUCAAAUUCUGAUAUUAUUUAUUCAUAUAGUUUAUAUACAUCAGAGAGAACACAAGAGGUGUUUAACUUAAAUCCAGAAAAUGGUGAAAUCAGAGUGAAAGAGAUGAUAAAUUAUGAAGAUUUUAAACUUUAUGACAUGGAAGUUAUUGCCAGUGAUAAGGGGCCUAACUCCUUAACUGGACAGAGUACACUGACAAUACAGGUGGCAGACAUGAAUGACAAUCAUCCAGAAAUAUCCAUCAAGUCUUUUCAAAGUCCAAUUAAAGAAAACAUAGAAUUAGACACAGUGAUAGCAGUGGUGAGUGUCAGUGAUAAAGACUCAGGGGACAAUGGAGUGGUUGAUCUUCACAUUCCUGAUAACAUGCCUUUCAAACUGAGGGAGUCCUCUGAUAACUAUUAUGAAUUAGUGGUGUCAGAGCCGUUAGACCGUGAGAGGGUCCCUGAAUAUGACAUCACUUUCACUGUGACAGACAGAGGCUCUCCUCCUUUGUCUGACAAUGAGACCAUGACCUUAGAGCUGCUGGAUGUUAAUGACAAUGUGCCAAAGUUCCCUCAGUCAUUUUAUACUAUACGUGUGGAGGAGAAUAAUGCUCCUGGAGCCCUGCUCAGUUCCCCAACUGCGUUUGACCCUGACCUCCAUGAAAACCAGUAUCUAGUUUAUUUCAUCCUAGAGAGGGAGAUAGCCAACACCUCCAUGUCCAUGCUGUUUUCCAUCAACCCAGAGAACGGGAAUCUUUACGCACUAAAAACUUUUGACUAUGAGAUCGAGAAGGAGUUUCUCUUCCACAUCGAGGCCAGAGACUCUGGCUCUCCUCCUCUCAGCAGUAAUGUGACGGUGCACAUCAUCAUUGUGGACCAGAACGACAACGCUCCGGUUAUUGUGUCUCCGUGGCGCGCACACGGCUCGGUGGUGGAGGAAAAGAUCCCCAGAUCCACCGAUAAAGGCUCUCUGGUUUCUAAAGUGAUAGCCUUGGACACAGACUCGGUGCACAACUCCCGGAUCACCUACCAGUUCCUGCAGGUCACUGACGCCACCUUGUUCAGUCUGGACCAAUACAACGGAGAGAUCCGGACCAUGAGGAUGUUCAGCUACAGAGACCCGCGCCACCAGAGACUGGUUGUCGUUGCCAAGGACAACGGGCAGCCUGCCCUCUCUGCUACAGUCACCAUCAAGCUGUCCACAGUGGAGACUGCCGUGAAGACCUACUCUGACAUGACCGAGGUUCCUCUGGAAUAUGACAUCUUCUCAGACCUCAACCUGUACCUGGUCAUCGGUCUGGGCUCCGUGUCAUUUCUCCUGCUGAUCACCAUACUGGUCACCAUCGUGAUCAAGUGUCAGAAACCCAAGCCCAGCAAAGCGGCUCCUCCCUGCAGGAACAGUGUGAUCAGUGAGGGGAACUCCACCAUCGCAGACUCCACUCUGGUCUCCAACGACGCCUACUGGUACAGUAUGUUUCUAGCAGAGACCAGGAAAGGAAAGAUGGUGGUCAGACAGCCUGUGCCAAAGGGCUCCAGAUACAUCGUGUCCAGUUUACCACGAGGCACUGGACUCACAGACACUAGUGGAUCAGCAGCCUCCACUCUGCAGGUAUGGUAAACACACCUAUUCAACAUCUGUUACACAUGUUUUCUACUGAACAUCCUGCAAGGCUAAUAAUAAGUGACGAUUGCAGUAUUUUUAAAUCAGCGCUGAAUACUUUUUGUUGUCUCUUCACUUUCUUGAAGUUACAACGCCUAAAAUGUACUUGACAUUACAAUCAAAAAUGUAAUUGUGCCCAUGUUAAGUCUUUUGACCUGCUGGCAUAACCUUCGCUCCCCCAAUUUGCAUGGAGAAAGGAAAAGGUCACAAAAGGUCAAAUCUAGAGCAACACUUGUAUAGAACAACUUUAUUGUGAGACCAACACGUUCUGGCUUGUGACCCUCAUCAGGGUCAGUAGCUCGUUUCUACCGAAACCUUUUUUAAGUUUUAUGAGGUCCAAUAAGCAAUUUGAUAAAUCGUGAAUACCCUCCGCUUCUAAAAAGGUUUUUCCCUAAUACCCUCUAAACUAAUCUGUUGAGUGUUGUGAGGGCAUUUAGUGAACCAGAUAUCAUUUGUAAUGCUUUAGGCCUACACACAAACACACAAUGCUUUCUGAUACCCCAUAUCAGCAGUCAUAAAACAUGUGAAUUAGGAUGAAUUACAAGUGUCAUAUUGAUGCUCCGGACUAGUUAUAAACUACAGGUUCACUUAGGGGGCUUAGAAUACAUGCUGACUACCUAAACACACAUCAACCAUCAAGACUAAUAAGCACUCAAAGGUAUGAUAAUUCAUGCAGUGUCAUCGUUUUAUAUGUUUACGUAAAGUGUAAUGCAUUUAAAAUAAUCAAUGCUGUAUCAUAAGUGAUAAUAAGCAAGAACACUAAAAUGCAGGGAAUCUUAUAGCACCAAUCGCGGCUGAAGUGCAUCUGAAGGUCAACUUGCUCUGUUUAAAAUCAUGGUAAUAUUAAUUUAAAAAAUAA
Messenger RNA from Gymnodraco acuticeps, 3371 nucleotides. Its product is annotated as protocadherin alpha-C2-like. Gene Ontology annotation, cellular component: plasma membrane. Gene Ontology annotation, molecular function: calcium ion binding. Gene Ontology annotation, biological process: homophilic cell-cell adhesion. The transcript has a single exon. The coding region runs from base 53 to 2470 and encodes 805 amino acids. NCBI's taxonomy places the organism in Eukaryota, Metazoa, Chordata, Actinopteri, Perciformes, Bathydraconidae. The record is from RefSeq and is a predicted model, not a curated record.